AUGUCGUCGCUUCGAAACGCCGUCGCCCGGCGCCCGCACAAAGAGCGCUCGCAACCCCAAUCUCGAGAGAAAUGGGGUCUUCUGGAAAAACACAAGGACUAUUCGCUCCGUGCGCAGGACUACAAUACCAAGAAGAAGAAACUCGCGCAAUUGUCUCAAAAGGCCCGGGAGAAGAACCCAGAUGAAUUCGCUUUUGGCAUGCUGAGCCAGGGCAAGGCCGGCUUGGGAAAACACAAGGCUGCCGGUGACAAGAACGCCCCCUUGAGCCAUGAUGCGGUCAAACUCUUAAAGACUCAAGAUGCAGGAUAUUUAAGAACUGUAGCAGCCAGAGGGAGGAAAGAAAUCGAGAGAUUGAAGGAGGAGGUCGGCAUGGACGCUGUGACAGUGGGCCCGAGUGUGGGGAGACGGAAAAUAUUCAGCGACGACGAGGAGGUGCUGAGCAGAGGGAAAAAACGCACCUCAAAUGGUGAGGUGUUGAGACAAGAUCCUUCCGAGCCUGCACCGGGAAUCGAGGAAACACCGGACUUCCAGACACCAGACUUCCAGACACCAGAUCUCACAGAUCUCGAGGUCAUCUCAGACCCUCCAGCGUCUAAACGCAGGUCGAAAAAGGCAGUGGCAGCUGAACAGGGCGCAGCGGCCCGCCUACGCGCGGAACGGAAGAAGAGAAUACGACUACAAGGGAUGCGCGUUGCGAAACUCGAAGCACUGAAAAAGAGACAACAAGAGAUCCUUGCAGCCGCUGACCAACUCGAAUUGCAACGGGCGAAGAUGGCAAGGACUGUUGGAGGGGUCAACAAGAACGGGGUCAAAUUCAAGAUACGGGAAAGAAAAAAGUAG
Capronia epimyces CBS 606.96 is the source of this 840-nucleotide messenger RNA. RefSeq lists its product as uncharacterized. Lineage: Eukaryota; Fungi; Ascomycota; Eurotiomycetes; Chaetothyriales; Herpotrichiellaceae. The transcript has a single exon. Bases 1 to 840 code for a protein of 279 amino acids. The record is from RefSeq and is a predicted model, not a curated record. Gene Ontology annotation, cellular component: nucleolus; small-subunit processome. Gene Ontology annotation, biological process: rRNA processing.